UGCCACUAUUGCUCUGACGCUUGCUGCAGCCGCUCAGCCGCAAUCGGCUCUUAACUUUGCCGUGCUCACGGGAUGAUAAAGGCGCUUUAGCAAAGUCGCGAGUGCAGCCUCAGCCUUGUCCACCACAUCUAACAGUCCGCCUACUCAACCCCCACGGUGUCCAGGAUCUCCCCUUCGAGCUGGCCAGAGCGCCCAACCCAAUGGUCGUCAUGGGGAAUUGCAUGAGCGCAAACGGGGAGGAGUCGGAGUCGAGGAGACGGAGCAAUAAAAUCGACAGGGAACUCGAGGAAGACUCUAAGAAGUUGCGGAAGGAGUGCAAGAUCCUGUUGCUCGGUUCGGGUGAGAGCGGAAAGUCGACGAUCGUGAAGCAGAUGAAGAUCAUCCACCUCAAGGGUUAUUCACAAGAAGAGCUGGCCAGUUACCGCCCAACCGUGUACAAGAACCUGCUGGAAUGUGCGAAGGCGCUAUGUAGCGCCAUGCGCGAGUUUGAGAUCGAGCCGGUGCUGGACGAGAAUAAAGCAUAUUGCGACUUCUUGCUCGAUUACUCGCUGGACGCGAAUCCGCAGGCCAGGAUUGACCCCCGAGUGGGUGCGGCGGUCCAGUCGAUAUGGAACGAUCCGGCAAAGGACCGCCUGAUGGAGAGACAAACCGAAUUCUACCUCAUGGACUCGGCCGAAUAUUUCUUCCAGGAGGCUGACAGGAUCGUCUCUCCGAACUACCUCCCCACCGAGAUGGAUGUGCUGCGGGCACGAACAAAGACGACGGGCAUAUAUGAGACGAGGUUCAAGAUGGGACAGCUGAGCAUUCAUAUGUUCGACGUGGGUGGGCAAAGGAGUGAACGCAAGAAGUGGAUCCACUGCUUCGAGAAUGUCACAUCUAUCAUAUUCUGCGUUGCCCUGAGCGAGUACGACCAGGUUCUGCUGGAAGAGAGCAGCCAGAACCGUAUGAUGGAGAGUCUGCUGCUAUUCGACUCGGUUGUCAACUCAAGGUGGUUCAUCAGGACGAGCAUUAUCUUGUUCCUCAACAAGGUCGACAUCUUCAAGCAGAAACUCGGGAGGUCGCCAUUAAGCAGCUACUUCCCGGAUUACUCAGGCGGGAACGACGUCAACAAGGCGGCGAAGUACCUGCUCUGGAGGUUUAACCAAGUCAACCGAGCGCAUCUCAACCUCUACCCACACUUGACGCAAGCCACCGAUACUUCCAACAUCCGGCUCGUGUUCGCCGCUGUCAAGGAGACGAUCCUUAACAACGCGCUUAAAGACUCCGGCAUCCUCUGACAUCUCACGACAUCUUUCAGCUCAUAUUUUAAAGGUCGAUCUCGUACGCCACGACGUAGCGACUUCAUUUACUCACUACUUAACUCGAUUUCCGGGGCUGGCAACUCAUGCAUGAUAACGGCGUUGGAGGGGCAACUUCACGAUCUUUUCUACUUUUUGGGCACCGAUCGAGCACGACGAUACAGUGU
Messenger RNA from Chaetomium strumarium, 1465 nucleotides. Its product is annotated as guanine nucleotide binding protein, alpha subunit. The transcript is spliced from 6 exons. Bases 201 to 1277 code for a protein of 358 amino acids. Gene Ontology annotation, cellular component: heterotrimeric G-protein complex. The record is from RefSeq and is a predicted model, not a curated record. Gene Ontology annotation, molecular function: GTP binding; G protein-coupled receptor binding; G-protein beta/gamma-subunit complex binding. Lineage: Eukaryota; Fungi; Ascomycota; Sordariomycetes; Sordariales; Chaetomiaceae. Gene Ontology annotation, biological process: adenylate cyclase-activating G protein-coupled receptor signaling pathway.